AGGCGUAAAAAAGAAGCUUGAGUUGAUCUUCGAUCUUGGUUGUGUUUGUGCUUUUAUUUAUGUUUUUGAAUCAAGUUUUAAACAAUAUUAUUGGCGUUUGCUAUUGAAGUAUAAUACUUUAUAUUAUAGGACACCUAAUGAAAAAUCAAAGUAUAUAUGGCACAACAACAUUACUUGUUCAUUUCCAUUGGUGUAUUUUUCCUGUCACUGUUUCUUCUUCGUCAAUUGUGCACUGACGAUUCUCAUGAACAAAAAAAAGAGUUGAACAGUUUGUUAAAAUUAUAUGAACUGGAACAUCUUACUCCAAUUAUUUACUUCUAUGGUUGUACGUCACCUGUUACUUUUGUUAACAUAUGUGGAGAGCAAGAUAUUCCAGAUCUAUCAAAAAGCUCUUUGAGGGUAUUGAGAGAGCGAAUAGGUCUUAUUAAAGAUCAUCUCAUUUUAAAGCAGUGGUUAAAAAAGAAAGAGCUUUAUGAUGCGGACACAGUAUUUAAUGCUCAAGGCAUCAAUAGUAUCAAGCUUUUGCAGAAUGUUGACAUAACAGAAUUAAAAUACAGACUAAAUAGUGCAGAAUUCAACACAUUCCUUAAAGCUAGUAGGACCCUUUCAUUUUCACCUGAUGAGAUCGCACUUCUCAACAAAAAAUUAUGGCAAGAAAUAGAGGAAAAUGCAAACCGACCAUGGACUACAGUUGGCACAUUCAUCUUGUCCCUUUGCAUAGCUCUCUUUUCAGGCAUGGUGUUGACCAUGUCCCAGCCUAGAUUAAUCCAUCCACAAGUGACAUCUUCAAAGCUUGGAUUCCUUUCAUAUGUAACUGGUAGAUAUCUUUCACCAUCCAGCUGCAAAGUUGUCUUUGAUUGGAAGGAACCUCAGUCUGUGGGAAAUACUAUGAGCUUCACUGUUAAAUUUUAUCAGAGAAAUGGCCAAGCAUAUCCUAUUUGUAAUGAAGAUAACAUUCUCAUCGAAGUUACUCAGGGAACAUACAAGAUAGCUUGUAGUAUUGAAUAUGGUGGACCACAAAUUUCAGAUGCUAAUAAGGCUAAAGUACAUUUCACGGUGAGACGUUCUGGAGAAUAUCAAAUUUGUGUCCUUAUCUGUAUGACCCACAUUCGAGGAAGUCCUUUUAAAAAAGAGUUUAUACCAGGCCCACCAGAUCCUAUUAAAACCAGUUUUGUUCAACAUUGUUCUACAGUAGUGGGGAGUGAAGAUGUACCUACUCAACUCUUUAUAGAACCAAGAGAUAAAUAUGGCAACCUAUGCACAAUAAAUAAUGACUGUGAUCCAGCUAAUGAGUAUAGUGUUGAUAUCAUUGAAGUAAAUACUGGUCGCCCUAUUGCUGAUUCCUUCCGUUGGGAAUGCUAUCCUUUGAUUUCUCGCCUAGCCUUAGUCUUAAAAUUUCCAAAAGAAGGCUGCUAUAGAGCUACAAUUUCUUAUAAGGGACAAACUAUUCAAAAUGGAGAUUUUAAUAUUAUUGUACUUAAUUCUGAUGAGUCAUCUGUUGUACAGAAGAAUGUAUCUAAAAGGAACAAAUGUUAUGAAGUCAAGCUUAUUGCUUUGAAUGGAGAGAGGAAUCAAAAAGCCAAAAAAGUCUACUGUUAUAUAUCUCCUAAACAAUUAACACUGAAGGAAUAUGUGUUGAAAUUUUUCCCCAAACAUCUAGUCACAUUUCGCCUUUGCCCAUCUACAAAGUUCAAAUUUCAAAGUAGAAAAGAUAUCAUACAGGCUGAUCCAGUUCUUAUUAUUGAUGAUGGUUGUCAAGAAGUUGAGCUUAUAUCCCCAGAUAGAAAUAUUAUUGUGGCAACUUUCACUCAGUUUUUACUAAAAAACAUAGGUGGAUCAGAAACAUUCAAAGAUAAACAAGAUUUCUUCCAUCACGAAGUUAGAAAGUAUCAUCAAAAACAUUUUCAUGAUAAAGUAUCUGUAAAAAUAUCAAGGGAGAAUAUUUUAGAAUCAUCCCUAAAAGAAACAAAAGGCUUUAGUGUUAGUGAUUGGUGUAAAAAUUUUGAAAUCACCUUUAUAGAUGAAGAGGGAGUUGAUUGGGGAGGACUUAAAAGAGAAUGGUUUGAGCUUGUGUGCACAUCAUUAUUUUCUCCAGAGAAUUCACUAUUUCAUUCCUUUAAAUCAGAUAAACAAGGCCUGGUACAUCCAUGCCCUGGUUACAAAAGGCCCCCAAAUUUGAAGCUGAAAUAUUUUGAAUUUGCUGGAAAAAUAGUUGGAAAAUGUUUAUAUGAGUCUUCUCUUGGUAGUACUUAUCGACAACUUGUAAAAGCCAAAUUUUCAAGAUCAUUUCUAGCUCAAUUAAUUGGUCUUAGUGUUCAUUAUAAGUAUUUUGAACACGAUGAUCCAGACCUUUAUGUGAACAAAAUAAAAUACAUCCUAGAAAAUGAUAUUGAAAGCAUGGACUUAUUCUUUGUUGAAGAACUAUAUGAUUCAACAGGAAAACUGAUUGAAGAAGUUGACCUCAUUCCAAAUGGUUACAUGAUACCUGUUACUAAAGAAAACAAGCUGCAGUACUUAAAUGCUCUUGCUCAAUAUAGACUCACGACUAGUGUGAAGUCUGAAAUAGAGCACUUUUUAAAAGGAUUGACAGAACUUAUACCCGAUAAUCUCCUCUGCAUUUUUGACGAAAAUGAGUUGGAGUUACUUAUGUGUGGAACUGGCAGUUAUUCUAUCGCUGAUUUUAAAGCAAAUCAUGCUGUUAGUGGCUCAUCUUACGAAUUCAGAAAGGUCUUAGAAUGGUUUUGGAUUGCAGUGUCAAACUUUUCUGAGGAGGAAAUGGCACGAUUAUUGCAGUUUGCUACCGGGUGUUCCCAAUUACCACCAGGUGGUUUCUCAGAACUGAGUCCAAAAUUCCACAUUACAGCUGCACCAACAUUUGGUAAUUUGCCUACAGCACAUACAUGUUUCAACCAGCUGUGCUUGCCUGAUUAUGACUCCUAUGAACAAUUUGAAAGAGCACUGAGAUUAGCAAUUAACGAAGGAUCUGAGGGCUUUGGUAUGGUUUGAGAUGUAUGUAAUUGAGAGAGAGAGAACGAUAGUGUUAGUUGCAGCAAAACUCACACAUAUGCCUUGUAAACAUUGUAAAGAAAAUUUAAGUAUUUCAAGUAUGGCUGUGAUUUAUAUUAUUCUUCCACAUUUUUAGAUUAUUUGUACUGAAUCGAGUAUUUUUUGUCACAGUUUUAUAAAAGUUCUCUUAAAUGUUCAUAAGUUUCCUUUUUACAUUUUUAAAACAAAGUAUGUACUUAAACUUAGCUAACAUUUGAAAUUUCAAUACUUAUUUAAAUUAAAGAGCAUUACUAUUAAUAUUAGAUGUCCUUGAUAUCUUUAAUUCCUAAUGAGAAUUGUUAUGAUAGUGUGAUAUUUGUUAAUGCUACCAUACAAAAAUUUGGAACCAGUAAUUUAUUUUAAAGUUAAAUUCUCUUAAACUGCUGUAUUUUUAUUUGCGCAUAUACAAAAUGUUUCAAUGAUGAUACUCCACUAAACUAAAUUAGGUAAAUGACAGUUUUUUCAUUGAAUUAAAAUUAAUCUUAAAAUAUAAAUUUUUUUUUAACUUUAUGAGUUUAUUUAUUAUCAUGAACAUUGUAACUCUAUGAUAUUAAUAUCGUAUUAUUUUUAGUUUUUGUAAAAAAGGAAUAUAUUAAAGAAAAUUUAUUCCAGUUAGAAUAAAUCUGGACACAUGGUAGCUGUGCUCGCCUAUGCCACAGUUCCUGGGUUCUGUCCUCAGACUGGGUAAGGUUGACUCAGCAUGUCAUCCCUUUAGUGGAUGCGUAAAAUGAGUACCAGGCCUGCUUUUGAAGUGAAUGGGGUUUCAGUGUUCAGCUGACCACCCAACUGGAAUAUAUGAUCCUGCACUCCAGAGCCUUAGGGCAAGAAAACUGGGAUGGGCACCGUAAACCUUGGCCCUGAUCACGCCACUGAAUUUAGUUCAGUUUUUUAAUAAAUUUGAAGCAAACUUCAUUAAAACACUAGUUCAAAAUUGAAAAAGUAUAUCUUAUAGUUAAACAAAAGCGUCAUGUUAUGCAAAUAUUGUGAAAACAAUGAAUUAGAUAAUAAAAAUUAUUUUUAAAUUUUCAGCUCUUCUAAACUUUACCUUUUAAAAUGUAUUUAGGUAAACGAAGAAGAAAAAUCAAGUUUUAAUUAUAGCUUAUGUAAAUUAUGUGUGAACACAAAUCCUUUUUGGAAGGUUUUUGUUAUUGGCGCAUUAAGUAGUUCAUAAUUUUUAGAAACAUAGAAAAAUGAAAGAUAAAAAAUAAGAAAAUGUUAUUUGGAUUUUUUUAAUAAAAAUCCAUUAUUAAAAAUAUUUUUUAAUUCAUUACGUUUUAAAAAAUCAUUAUUUUUUAUUUGGUUUAAAAUGCUAUUUAUAAAUCUUGCAUAGACACAAAUAGCUCCUUUCUUCAAUUUUCGCUUGAUUAAAAGUCCAACAAAUAGUUUUUUCAACUGUAACUUUAAUUGAUUAGCAAAUAAAUUAAUUCCAAAUUCUUGAAUGGUUGUAUAUAUUUAUAAUGUACAAAAGACGUAUUUUCCAUAUGUAUAUUUCACAUGCAUGAUGUAUAUUAACUUUCCAUUCUAUCAUUUUAUAAAAUAGUAGCAGAUUUAAUAUUGGUUAUUAGUAAAUGGAUAAUUCGCUUCUAAAAUGUUUAUGAUCAAUAAAUUAAGAACACAAUAAAGCAGUAUGGUAGCAUAUAUAGAUAAUUUGUUGUGAUUGUAAAAACAUGUAUCGUUUAGCGUAUGUCCUGUUUAGCAUUCAUAAUGUAGUUUUGCAUUCAAUCUUUUUAUACUCUUUAAACUUAAAUUUAUUGGGGGAUUAUAUUUAGGAGAAGUCUUGAAAUUUUGCAAAAUUUAAUUAUUCUUCUGAUUCAAAAUAAGAUUUUAGAAUAUUAUAAGAUAAAAUUUUAUUGUACAAUUUUAUAAAUGUUUUAUCUUGCACAAAAUUUAAGAACAAAUGUUUUAAGAUUAUUUCAGCCUUAAAAUCACUUUUAAAUUGCUGUGGAACCUCAUAAUUUUUGUAUUAAAUCUUGUAAUUUAAUUCAUUUUGUCUGGAAACUAAAAUUCGAUCUGAACUAGAGUUUUAUUUAUUUAAUUAUUUUAAUUAAAACCUAGGAAACUUUUAGUUAUUUUGAACCAAUAAUGAAUUAAAUAAUUAAAAAACGUUCAAGUAUCAAAGAUGAAAUAAAGGAAAAUAUGCAUUUACAAUAUUUGAUCAAAUUCAAUACCAAAUUAUUUUUGGUUUUAUAAAUACUUUUUUACUGUUAUGAACAUGUCAUAGCUUCAUUUAACAUUUAAGUUAUAUGAAGCUUUGAUCACUAAGAAAUAAGUUAUAAUUUUAUAAAUCAUAAGAUAUUCUACUUUGAUUUUUAAAGCACAUAGUGUACCAAACCUUGUUAUAGUUAUUUAAAAAAUUUCUUUUAAUGUAUGUAUUGUGCUUGGAAUGGGUUUAAAAAUGUGCACUGUUCAUAAUAAAUGUGUUUUGCAUGUGGUUAGA
Molecule: messenger RNA, 5482 nt
Organism: Parasteatoda tepidariorum (common house spider)
Lineage: Eukaryota; Metazoa; Arthropoda; Arachnida; Araneae; Theridiidae
Product: apoptosis-resistant E3 ubiquitin protein ligase 1
Biological process (GO): protein polyubiquitination; ubiquitin-dependent protein catabolic process; negative regulation of apoptotic process
Cellular component (GO): cytoplasm; cytosol
Molecular function (GO): ubiquitin protein ligase activity
Source: RefSeq, a predicted model, not a curated record